Molecule: messenger RNA, 2777 nt
Organism: Doryrhamphus excisus (bluestripe pipefish)
Lineage: Eukaryota; Metazoa; Chordata; Actinopteri; Syngnathiformes; Syngnathidae
Product: ATP-sensitive inward rectifier potassium channel 1-like
Biological process (GO): regulation of monoatomic ion transmembrane transport; potassium ion import across plasma membrane
Cellular component (GO): plasma membrane
Molecular function (GO): ATP-activated inward rectifier potassium channel activity
Source: RefSeq, a predicted model, not a curated record
AGGACAGUAUAAAUGUACACAGGUGCUGUAGUGCAGGCACACCUCAAUUCUGUCAUUCAUCAGUGAGAAGGACCUAAGAGCUGGAAGUGGAGAUCAACAUUUAGCUGGAUGUGCCUUCAAAUCCUCAGAGGUUUUGGACUCAAAGAAAAUGUUCGGACCUUUCCGCAAACACAUCCAGGACUACCUGUCUGAGAGAAGGAGUCGCAGGACCAGACUGGUUACCAAAGACGGGCGCUGCAACAUCGAAUACGGAAACAUAAAGUACAGCAAACACUUUGCCUUCCUAGCCGACUUCUGGACCACAUUCGUGGAGAUUCGGUGGCGUUUUGUGCUCUUCUUCUUCAUCGCGUCGUUCACCCUGAGCUGGUUCAUCUUCGGUCUGCUCUGGUACUGGAUUGCCCGCAGUAACGGAGACCUGACAUGGCAGUCACCCCCCACGGAUCACACACCUUGUGUUGAUAAUGUUGUCGGACUGACCACCGCGUUCCUGUACUCACUCGAAACCCAGACCACCAUCGGAUACGGUGGCCGAGCGCUCACUCCAGUGUGCCCCGGGGCUGUAGCGCUCCUCAUCAUCCAGUCUCUCUUGGGAGCGAUCAUCAACUGCUUCAUGUGUGGAAUCAUUUUGUCUAAAAUUUCCUUACCCAAGAAAAGAGCAAAGACCAUCACAUUCAGCGACAUGGCCGUCAUCAGUCCAAAGAACGGCGCUCUCUGUUUGUCAAUACGAGUGGCCAACCUUCGCAAGACCUUGAUGAUAGGAAGCCAGAUCUACGGCAAGCUGCUGAGAACCACAAACACAGCAGAUGGCGAGACAAUCAUCAUGGACCAGGUCAACAUUGAUUUCAUGGUGGACGCUGGAAAGGACAACCUUUUCUUUGUAUGUCCGCUCACGCUUUUCCACAUCAUUGAUAAAAGCAGUCCCUUCUUCGAGAUGGCAGUGGACACGCUCCAUAAGCAAGAGUUCGAAUUGGUUGUCUUCUUGGAUGGUACCGCAGAGUCCACCAGCUCCACCUGUCAAGUCCGGACAUCCUUUAUCCCCCAGGAGAUCAUGUGGGGCUUCAACUUCUUGCCGAUCAUCUCUCGAAGCAAAGAAGGCAAAUACAGGGUGGACUUCUCCAAUUUUUCCAAAGUGGUGCCUGUGGCCACUGCACACUGCGCCUACUGCUUCCACAACAUCAAGGGUCAUCACCACCACUUCAAAGAUGGACACGACAACCAGGGGUUUGAGGUCAUUGAUAUCGGUGAUCCUCCAAGUAUCACCAACAUGUAAGACUUGGGAUACACCGUGAACAACAGACUCCACUUAAGAAGAGGGAACAGCAUCAAAGGGAGUACUCACAACUAUUAUAUAUUACUGUAUAUACUAUAUGUACAUUUUCAUGAGUAGUGCUUAAAUGAUGCUGGUAAAAGCAACUCAUACAGUAGUUUGUACACAUGGGGGCACGUGAAAAAAAAAAACGGUCCCCGAUGGGGCAUGACAGUUCAUAAUUAAGAACCACUGUGUAAUGCAGCACGGUUAGGGCAGUGGUUAGCGCGCAGACCUCUAGGAGACCCGAGUUCAAUCCCACCCUUGGCCAUCUCUGUGUGGAGUUUGCGUUUUCUCCCCGUGCAUGCAUGGGUUUUCUCCGGGUACUCCUGGUACUCCGGUUUCCUCCCACAUUCCAGGUUGCUAGGUUAAUUAGCGACUCCAAAUUGUCCAUAGGUAUGAAUAUAGACAAAUGGUUCUGUCUAUAUGUGCCCUGUGAUUGGCUGGCGACCAGUCCAGGGUGUACCCCGACUCUUGCCCAAAGAUAGGCUCCAGCACGCCCCGCGACUCUCGUGAAUAUAAGCGGUAGAAAAUGAAUAAAUAAAUGUGUAAGGUCAAUUGUACCACGUUUGGGCCCACUGAACACCUCAAGUCCAGCAUUUUUGGCUAGUGUGAGUUCAGUUCCGGAUACUUCCAUUCCUUUAGACUUGGCCAUGGUCGUGUCAAUCUGUGGCACCUCAUGCACCUGAAAGUGCUAACAAGAAGCGAUUGACAAUAGAAAUAAUCCAAACAAUAUGAAAUAAGACUGGAAAUCAUCCACAAAGUCAGAUGAACCUCAGUGUAAAAGUGACAGCAAUCCGGCCCAAGUCCAGCUCGGUACUACCAAUGGCCUUGUGUUAGUACGCUCUAUUUGUUCGGUCAAGCAGACCUACUUAUUUCUUUCUAUUGUGUUUAACAGCCAAGGAACAUGAACGGGUCAAGACGGUUAUUGUGAAAAAUCUCGAUGUAAAACCACACCUGUCAUUGUCUAGCCAUCAAGAACCUGUUUUCCGAGGGGCUGCCAGGUCAUUGGCUGAAAUGCAACACAAGGGGUGAAGAAAUGUAUAUACAUAUAGUACUUGUAUUGUUGUACGGGAAAUGUACUGGAAUGAGCUCUUGCUGUGUAUGAAGAUGAAACACUGUAUUAUUCUGUCUAUAAAUCUUACUUGAAGGACUUGCUUUAAGGGCCUUCCAGUUGUCACAGACGAGAAAACUAUGUUUGUUGUUGAAUAAUUCAUGCCAGCGUAGUCCAAAGACAAAAACGCACUUGGACUUCAAGUUGUUGCUCAAGGCACCAGCACAAGCUUGGUGGUAUCAGGGACCAAUGACCGCCCAUGUUGAACUUUUUUCAUCUUGAAUAGUGAAAAGACGACGUGGGAAAACACUCUCAGGAAACGCUUCAAUAAUGAACUAUUGAAUGAAAAUCAAAUCUUUAAGUCUUUUUUUUUUAUUUCAUCAGGGAUAUACUGAAAUAAAACUAUUUUUGCACUCA